GGGAGCAGAGCAUCCAGAGCAGCGCUUCCAGAGCAGAGCCACCCUCCAGUCAGUCCGGCAGUUCAACCGGAUCCGGAGUUCAGUCGAUACCGUUAACUCUUUCAAAUUGGACGCGAAAAGCGCGUUCGCGAGACUAGUGAGCGAGUUAGAAAGAGAGAGCGAGCUUAUAAGAAGAAAGCCCCAAAGUGCGGAAAGUGAUCGCCAAAAUUCCAAAUAACUUAAAAAUUAAAAUUGAAAUUAAAAAUUAAAUACUAUAAAAGUACCAAAAACUGGCAUAACUAGAACCACUCCAAAUACCUUUAAUACUAUAUAGAUCUUAAAAAUAAAUCUUUCUAUGAACGGGAAAUAAGUUAAAUACAUUUUGAUUGAUUGGUACAUACAAGAACUCUUAGAAACCUUAUUGUUAAGGGCCUAUAAAAUCGUCAUCCAGUUCCCGUAACACCUGAUCGCGUAGUUGACCUCCAAGACCAUCAUCCCACCAACCAGCACGGCCACUCCCUUGCAUGUGAGACCCGUAAUCGACCCUCUCCGGUCCCUGGUCGAUCCAAUGAAAAUGGAAGAUCCCACCAUAAACGACACGUACGUGCAGGAGUUCGAUCUGCAUCACCUGGAGGUGGGCGGAAACGGAGCUGGCCCGGCUCACGGCGGCUCCCAGGUGACCACCAUUGGUCAUGUCAAGCGCGAGGACCACAGUCCGCCGCAACCGGUGGCCGUCAAAUGGACGACGAUCCACGGCGAGCCCACAAAUCCGGAGGAUGAGCCCGAAUCGCUGCCCCUCUCCGGACCAGAACCCGCCGGAGCCGUCGAGGUCUCCCCAUCGCCGCACAUCAAACUGAGGUCCUUCUCGGGUCAGCACCAGUGGCACAUGGACGAGCGGCGCCUGCAUCCGCUCUCUCCGCCGCCGGAGCAAUAUGGUCCGCUGCCCGGACAGGCCAUCCUGGUGAACACAUCCUCGGGAGCGGCGGGAGCGGGUGUUCCUGGUGGAGUGCCCUCCACGCCGCCGGAAACGCCACCCGUCGUGGGUUCGCCCACGGGCAGCAGCAGCUGUCCGUCCCAGACCUAUGCCCACCACUAUGCUCGGACUCCGGGAAGUUCCGUAUCUGCCUCCGCCGCUGCCGCCGCCGCUGCUGCAGCUGCCUCUGCCGGAGCUGCCUCGGUCUCGGCCGGACUGAGCCACGACAUGAUGUGGCUGACCAACUCCAUACGGGCGGAGCAACAGCCUCUGGACCUGCGACCCCUGCCCUAUCCGGGCUCCCAGGAGGAGGCGGAGGAGUGGGACAGACAGCGGGAUUACGCGCUCCAGGCGGCGGCUGCCCAUCACCAUCACCACGGACAGCCGCUGAUGCAGGCGCAGCAUCAUCAUCCGCAUGGACACGGCGGUCAUCCGCACCAGGUGGUGCUGCAGCAGGGCAAAUAUCCGCACCACCAUCACCACCACUUCCACAAUCUGGAUCUGACGCCCAUCAAUAUGCACUCCAAUUCGUAUGGCGGUGCUCCGGGCUCCCUGACGCCCACCUGUCUGCCCCAGGUGCCCAGCAACGGCAGUGGCAGCAGCAGCGGCGGAGGAGGAGGCGGUGGCAGUGGCAGUGGCAGCGGAGGACCCGGCAGCGUGGGUGGUGGUUCCUGCGUGAUCACCCGGGCUGCCCUGCAACCCUGCCGCCCACUCUCCGCCAGCUCGACCAGAUCCUCGAACAACAUGUCACCGAGAACCUGUUCCGGCGCCUACAGCAAUGCCACGCUGGAGGAUUGCCUCAACGACGACAUGCUAACCACGUUGACGGUGCGGGAACUGAACAAGCGACUCCACGGCUGUCCACGGGAGGAGGUAGUGCGUCUGAAGCAGAAGAGGCGCACUCUGAAGAACCGCGGCUAUGCCCAGAACUGCCGGUCCAAGCGACUCCAUCAGCGCCACGAACUGGAGAAGGCCAAUCGGGUGCUCAACCAGGACCUGCACCGCCUGAAGGUGGAGUACUCCAGGGUGUGCCAGGAGCGGGAUGCCCUUAUGCAGCGCCUGCAGCGAGUAGGGGCCGCGAAUGGAGGUGGCGGUGGAGGAGGUGCAUCUGCCGGAGGCGAUAGCCAAAGCUCCCCGGAAUUCUACCUCUGACGCCAACUGGCGGUGGCCAGCGGCUCCUCCGCAUCCCCAUCCUCCUCCUCGCAGCAGCAGCACCACCACCAGCAGCUCCAUCUCCAGCACCGGGGUCCGCAGUGGAAUCCCCAGCAGGUGGUCAACUAAAUGAGAAGCGUUCCGGGUGUAAGGUAUUUGCCAAACAGAGUUAGUGUCCAACCCAAGUUGGUGUUUUCCAGAAGUUUUUAGGUAUAUUGAUACACGUAGUUCCAAGAAUGUUUUCCAAAUAGUUUGUUAUAGGGUCUUAAAAGUAAUCUUUAAUAGAAAAUAUUUUCCAAGUUCAGUUGUAUACCCAAAACGAAUUUUAUUCGAUGUUAUCCAUUCAAGCUAAUUUAUUAUAAGAUUUUCAGAAAUAUCGAAAGAAUACGAAAGAACUUAAAUAUUUGAUUUUUAACUUACAUAUUUCUUUUUAAGCAAAUCAUUCCCAUAAAAUCCACUGUUGAUAUUUUUGAGUAGCUCAGCAACUUAAGAAACUACAAAACGGAUCUUAUUUCUGGUCCCAAAUUGUCAUGUGCAUUCCCUCAAAUAAUGAAAAACACUUCCAUUUAAUUGAUAAUGCUGAUAAAUAAGACUUUUCUGGGAAUUCUGUUAAACAUUUUUACUACGAAAUUUUUGAGUGGGGCUUUUCUAGCGCUUAAUUCUCUAUUAAUUUGAUUGCGACAAUAAAUUCCGAUUGAAUAUCAGUUUGAGAACUUCGAAAGUGAUCGACAGAGAUUGAAAUACAUAGGUAGAGGGAAAGGCGAGAGAGAGUGCAUGUUUGGAUGGAACUUUUGCUGAUUAUCAGUCUGACUAAGGCAAAGAUCGAUUAUGAAUAACACUAAUUCGAGCUCGUAUGUAUAAAGGACAAACAUUGUAUAAAACAAAGGAACAACAACAGACGUAACGUAAAUUUAAACUAGCAGCUUCUGAUUAACAAUCGCUACAUUAUUACAAAUUACGAGUUAGUAACACACGCUUAUUUGUUGAUUAGUUCUAGCCUUAGUUUCUCUACUAGUAUUAAGCGAGAGCAGAAGCGAAUAUUAAUAUCAUAGAUGCGAUAGUUGUUCUUAGAGGCCGUGUUUCCGUUUCCGUUUAAGCCACCACCGCCCCCGCGCUCCACCCCCUCAGAAAGCAAUAAAAUCACUAAAACUAAAGGUUGUAUUACGUUUAAAUGCCGCAAACUUCAAAAACCGAUGUUGUAUAAAGUGAAACUGGAACGAAGCGAAGAGCAAAACUCAACUGGAGUAAACUAAACAAACAAGUCCUAUACAAUGUAAUAAGCACUGAGAACGAUAAUGAAAAAUGUAAAUACACCCACACACCUACGUAUAAAAAGACGAUUCUGUACAUUUUAAGAUUUUUUGAAAGCAUUCUUUCUGUCUUUGUGAAACUAGAAGAACACACGAAUACUGAACGCAAAAAUUUAAGAUAAAUUAAUAACUAAAAACAAUUGUGAGUAGUCCAUAAGUGUGCAUAAAACAAUUUAGUAAUAAAUAAAUCUAAAUUAAAGCAUAAACUGAA
This is a messenger RNA of Drosophila biarmipes, 3625 nucleotides long. RefSeq names its product transcription factor MafB (gene tj). The record is from RefSeq and is a predicted model, not a curated record. NCBI's taxonomy places the organism in Eukaryota, Metazoa, Arthropoda, Insecta, Diptera, Drosophilidae. Gene Ontology annotation, biological process: regulation of transcription by RNA polymerase II. Gene Ontology annotation, molecular function: DNA-binding transcription factor activity, RNA polymerase II-specific; RNA polymerase II cis-regulatory region sequence-specific DNA binding. Gene Ontology annotation, cellular component: nucleus. The transcript has a single exon. The coding region runs from base 548 to 2104 and encodes 518 amino acids.